AUGGGUGUUUCGAAGCAGGACCAAAUCAUCAUCGUCGGUGCGGGGGCUUUUGGCCUGUCAACAGCUCUCCAUCUUUCGCAAGAUGGCUACUCAAAUAUCACGGUCCUUGAGCAGGAUGACGAGGUACCGUCAAGAUAUUCGGCCGCCAACGAUCUCAACAAGAUCAUGCGUGUUGAAUAUGAGGACCCGUGGUACACCGAUCUGACCAUAGAAGCUGCAGAGGCCUGGAAGAAACCACUCUUCGCGCCGUACUUCCACAGGGUGGGAUUUCUGCACUGCGCCUCGGGAAAGGCGGAGCAGAAGGCGGUCGACACGCUGAACCGCUUCCGAGGCGCCGCGGAGAGGCACCCGGAGGUUUCCCGGUUCGUCGUGCCGCUCGACUCGCGGAGGGACAUCCAGGACUCGACCUGGCAGCUCGAGGGCUCGCUCCCCGGGUGGAAGGGCUACCUGAACCGGUACGACGGGUACACGCACUCGGCGGACGCCCUGAGGGCGGUGCACCGGGCCACGCAGAAGCGGGGCGUGCGUUUCGUGCUGGGGCGCACCACCGGCGCCGUCGAGGAGAUCGUGUACGAGGGCGGGCGGGCCACGGGCGUGCGGACGAGGGACGGGCGGUUCCACGCCGCCGCGCUGGUCAUCGUGGCCGCGGGGGCCGUGGCGUCCCGGCUCGUCUCGGGCGCGGGCGGCUUCGUGCACGCCAAGUCGUGGGCGGUCGCGCACAUCCAGCUGACGCCCGAGGAGAGCGCGGCCCUGCGCGGGAUCCCCGUCGUCUACGCGCGCGACCUGGGCUUCUUCUUCGAGCCGGACCCGGCCACGAACCUGCUCAAGCUGUGCCCCAUGGGCGCGGGCAUCGUCAACACCGACCGCGCCACGGGGGUCUCGCUGCCCCCCGCCCAGCGCGACGCCAGCACCGGCUUCCUGCCCGCCGAGGACGAGGCCAAGCUGCGCGAGCUGCUGCGCCAGACCCUGCCCGCGCUCGCGGACCGGCCUUUCGUCCAGAAGUCGCUGUGCUGGUUCGCCGACACCGCCGACUCGGACUUUAUCGUCGACUACGUCCCCGGCUCGUCGAGCUCCGUCGUCCUGCUCUCGGGCGACUCGGGCCACGGCUUCAAGAUGUUCCCCAUCGUCGGUAAGUGGAUCACCGAGUUGCUGGCGUCGCCGAACGGCCAGAACAACGCACGGUGGCGGUGGAAGGAGACGCCCAAGGGAGGAGACUGGGGCAGCGCUGUGAGCUGGAGGGUUGGCACGACAACCGAGUUUAAGGACAUCAAGAGGGCAGGACGGGAGAGCAAGCUGUGA
Messenger RNA from Diaporthe citri, 1299 nucleotides. RefSeq lists its product as uncharacterized. The transcript is spliced from 2 exons. Bases 1 to 1299 code for a protein of 432 amino acids. The record is from RefSeq and is a predicted model, not a curated record. Gene Ontology annotation, molecular function: flavin adenine dinucleotide binding; saccharopine oxidase activity; sarcosine oxidase activity. Lineage: Eukaryota; Fungi; Ascomycota; Sordariomycetes; Diaporthales; Diaporthaceae.